This is a messenger RNA of Sciurus carolinensis (gray squirrel), 1811 nucleotides long. It is a transcript of the gene Tmem37, whose product is annotated as transmembrane protein 37. Lineage: Eukaryota; Metazoa; Chordata; Mammalia; Rodentia; Sciuridae. The coding region runs from base 116 to 709 and encodes 197 amino acids. The record is from RefSeq and is a predicted model, not a curated record. The transcript has 2 exons. Gene Ontology annotation, cellular component: membrane. Gene Ontology annotation, molecular function: calcium channel activity; voltage-gated monoatomic ion channel activity.
GCUGGGGUAGAGAGGUCGGUCGGCUCUCCUGCAGCUGCAGCCGCAGCCAGAGCAGCAGCAGCAGCCCAGCGGCUGGAAGGAGCGAGGUGUCGGCGUGGGGCGGGCCGGGCGCAGCAUGACUGCCAUCGCCGUGCAGGCCCAGAGGCUGUUGGGCCAAAGGAGGCCCCACCGGUCCUUCUUUGAGUCCUUCAUCCGGACCCUCAUCAUCACCUGCACCGCCCUGGCUGUGGUCCUCUCUUCGGUCUCCAUCUGUGAUGGGCACUGGCUCCUGGCUGAGGACCACCUCUUUGGGCUGUGGCAGUUCUGCACCAUUACCAACCAGAGUUGGCCACACUGCCUCAGAGACCUGAGUCAGGCCCAUGUUCCUGGGCUGGCUGUGGGCGUGGGUCUGGCUCGUAGCGCGGGCACCAUGGCUGUGGUGGCAGCCAUCUUUGGCCUGGAGCUCCUCAUGGUGUCCCAGGUGUGUGAGGACAUCCAUUCACGACGCAAGUGGACCAUUGGUUCCUUCCUUCUCCUGGUCUCUUUCAUCCUGUCCUCUGGAGGGCUCCUGAGUUUUGUGAUCCUCCUCAGGAAUCGGGUCACAUUCACCGGCUUCACCCUGAUGUUUUGGUGUGAAUUCACUGCCUCGUUCCUCUUCUUCCUGAAUGCCAUCAGUGGCCUUCACAUUAAUAGCAUCACCCAGACCAAGAACCAACCAAGGAAAUUCUAGCACCCCUCCAGGGACCUUGGGUUCUACAAGAAAGUGAUCAACGUGGAACUUUUCUGACAUGUGGCCUCUGGUAGAGAUGGGGUGGGACAAUGACCUUGAAGUUGCUGCCUCUUAGCAGCUGGUUGGGAGGGCCAGAGGCCAUGAGUCUGCAAGCCUGCCUCAGUGCCACCUGCUACACAGGCUUCGUCAAGUUAUUAAGAUAUUGAUUUUAAAAGAAGACUAUUUUAAAACUCUUUUCUUGGGUUUUAUUCCCUGGACUGGAGUAGAUUUGGUUUGCAAUUCUGAUAAUGGUGCCCAGGCUAGCUGCUCAGUCAAAUAUGGUUCACACCUAUUUUAUUGACUCUGUGCUAGGGUAUUGGCUGUGGGGGCCUGGACUCUUGAAGUUGCUAAGAAUCUAUUGUUCUUCCAGCUAAGGGACCAAAUCAGUGCCUAGGACUCUCUACCAGUUCAGUGGGCCUUUGUGUGUAUUUUCCCUUAGAACAUCUUGCACAUAAUGGGCUUUCAAACUAUUUGACUUGAUUUCUCCCCUAUUCUUGUGGGGCCCACACAAUCCCUGGAUAACCCCACCUUCUAGAAACUGGCUGCUCCUUCUGGGGGCUCUUCCCAUCAGAAUCCUUCCCUGAGCAAGCCCUCGCAGAAGGGACCAGCAAAUGGGGAGCACGCCGUCCUUCCCAAGGCCUGUGUGUGCACUUGUGCACACUUGCAUGUCUGCAGCCUCGGGGUACCAUUUUUGGAUCCUAGAACACAUUUCAAAGAGCACAUAUCUGGGCCUGCUGGGCUCCACAGGGGGUGAAGAGAACAGCCAGACUUUGGGUAAUGAUUAACCACCAUCCUGGGGAUGAGGAGAAGAGAAGGGGUCAAGAACCAGUGGAGAUUUCCAUCCUUGCUGGAAGGAAGGGGAUCUAUCUGUACUUUUGUUCACCACGUUGCCCCUUUUCCAGUUCUUUUAUCUGCCCAGAAAAAGUGAACUUGUGGCCCAUUUUAUUCUAGGCUGAUCCCUUCCCUCUCCCACAUAGUGAAUUCUAGUGACUAUCAAUUGCAUGAGUUUUUGGUCUCUGCCCUUCCCUUGUCACUGCAGGUCUCUUCCUGGGCAGGCCAUGUA